AUUUUCACAAACCUGUAACGAGUUUUUUAAUUAAUUGUUAGCAACAUCGACUAAGUCAAAUAGUUACUAACUUAAAAUGGAGAACAGGAGAACACAUCGCGCGCGCAGUUAUUUUUUCAAGCACAAGUCAAUUCAGCCAUGUUCGAAAACUAUGUCACAUACAAUAUUAUAUGUCUACUAAGGUGUGGCAGAGUAUUUGUUAAGUGAUCUAGGAAUUAAUUUUAACAUGAAAUCAUAUAUUUUAAUGAAGAAUUUCCGAAACAAUGAUAAUUUUAUAUCGAAAAAUUUGAAUACUGCAGAUAUUAUCCUAAAGUAUUGCUUGAUUAUGUGUUUGAGCUUAUAAGUGUAAAUGUAUCAUGUUUCGAACGUCAAUUAACGAAUGUUGAUUUUUGUCGAAAAUUACUUGAAUUUCUUUUCGAUAAAUAAAUAGGAAUAUGUGUUAGCCUUAAAAUGGAUGAAGUGAAGAAUGAAACUCUGGAUCUAUCGAGGCGUGGGUUGAAGAAAAUAGAGAAAGCGCCCACUGAAGAAUCUAAAACUAUAAUAAACUUGAUCCUGGACCAGAAUGAACUGCAGCGUCUUGAUAAUAUCGACACCUACAGUCGCAUCGAAAGUCUCUCAAUAUGCAACAAUUUCUUGUUACGUAUGCAUGGAGUCUCUCGCCUGACGAACAUCCGCAUCUUGGCACUGAACAACAAUGGUAUUCUCCAAAUCGAAGGACUGAAAGACUUGAUCUACCUUAAAGUAUUAAAAUUGGCUGGAAACAACAUUAAAUCAAUAGAACAUUUGAAUCACAACAUACAUUUGGAACUCUUGGAUCUGUCUAACAACCAGAUAUCAUUUAUAUCUGAUAUAUCUUACUUAAAAAACUUAAGGCACUUGAAUCUCGAAAGGAACCGAAUCUCAGACCUGAGGCAGUGUGACCGGUAUCUUCCCACACAUUUAGAGCACUUAGGGCUUGGUCACAACAACAUCCAGGACUUGAAUGAGAUCAGUCACUUGGUGCACUUGAACAAAUUAGAAAGUUUCUCUAUACAGGGUAAUGUUUGCGUCGCUAUGGCUGGUAAAGACAAACUAGGUUUUGAUUAUCGUCCAUUUGUUCUCAACUGGAUCAUGAGUGUCAAGACUAUUGAUGGUUUCGUCGUCAGCGCCAUAGAGAGUUUGAAAGCCGAAUGGUUGUACAGUCAAGGUAAAGGACGGCAUUUCCACGCGGGUCAGCAUCAGGAACUGUGCGAAUACCUGGCCUCCACCUGCCCUCUAACAGCAGACGCUCUGGAGACCGAGGAUCAGAGGAAACUCCGCCUUAUACUCAGUAAGGCACAGCAUCACCAGCAACAGUUAAAGGAUCAAAAUCACAGUCCGUUGAAACCGAAACUGCAGUCGCCAAGGAUGCAAUCACGGAUAUCGACCCCGCGACACAUGGGUCGCUCGCCCGACCGCUUGACCUCGAGCUACCACUCCGCGCUCAGCAAAACCAGCUCGCCCUCACAUCAGAUGACGUCAUCACUCUGCGGAGACCUUCCCUCGAUUCCCACCGCCAUGAGCCAAAGCUUCGACUCGCCAGGACUCAUGUAUGCCACUGAGAAGCAAAACAGCUCCAGGGAAAAGGAGAGGGAAAAGCCACAAGAAAUACCACAGCCAAAGCCAGUAAAUCAUUCACUAGAAGCCGCAUCCAAAAUGGUACCCGUACCUGAGUCCUUAAUGAGUCCCGACUAUCAGGACCCUAUCUACGACAUCCAAAGAAGUAUACCAAAACCGACAAAUAACUCGGUGCACAGCAUCUCCAACACGUCCUCACAGUCCAGUAACAGCAGCAUUCACGAAGACAGACCUAGACAGGCCAAAAAUAUGAAAGGCUCCCCGAAACUACCAAAGAGUGCCACCUCAUCCCCCAAACUAAAAACGAAAAUGGACCAAAGAAAAAGCAGUUUAUCGAAAAUCGAAGUCAAAAAUGAAGAGAAGAAAAUCAAUGGCAUCACAAAUGAUGCAGAAAACUUAGGAACUGAUAUCAUGAAGUUGGCGUCCAAUCAAAGGAGGCAGAAGAAAAUGAGCGUGGAGUCAAUGGCCGCCGUGACUAUACAGAAGAUGUGGAGAGGGUACCGCAGCAGGAACCUGAACAAGGACACGCUGAGGAUCCUGCACGCGAUACAAGCUGCGAGAGCGAGACAACACAUACAGCGGCUGACGUGCGACAUGGAGGCUACUAAGGCGGCCUUGGAAAGUGAGAGAAAAAUACAGCAGCUGCAGAUGCAGGCCAUUAAUGCAUUGUGGAAGAAAGUGUCUACAUUACAAGCAGCUGACAAUCACAAAGGACGGAUAUCGGAGUGCGAAGACAACACGGACGUGUUGCGACAGCUCACCGAGACAUGCUUCAGUUUACAAACUCAGGUUGUAGAACUGCAAGGCUGUAUGCAAGAGGUGUUGAAAGCGGUGUCGAGUAAGAACCUAGCCGAGCCAGUCGCCACGCAGACAGACAUCACGGCCGUCAUAACGCCACAGGAGGAGCGUGGCACAUGGCUCCGGCGGCCGCAGUCGCUGCCGCUGAGCGCGGCCUCGGCGCCCGCGCCGCUGCGGGAACACGCUGAAAAAUCCAGCGAUUCGGCAGCUCUAGGCAUAGAGCGAACAGAGUCCGUUAUUGAGGAGCAAAUGAUGGAAACCAAUGACGUCGUCGAGGAAGCGAGAGAGUGUGACGUCACCGCCGAAUGACACGCCCAUUUAGGAGGUACUGAUCAUACACAUUGAACAUUGUUUAUUGUAAAGAGAUAGCUUAUUAAUAUACUGAUAUAUCUUAUCAGAAGGAAUAUUUGGUUAUUUAAUAUUCAAACUAAAAAAGGGGAUUGUAUUUAACAUUGUGCAGCUAUUUCACCAAAGAUAGAACAUUAAAUUUGCCUGUUUAUUUUUAGAUUCGUUUUAUUUAUUAUAUUAACUCUACUCCAAAUAUUCUGAUCUGUGUUUGCUAUCUCUUUACGGAACAAUUUUUGUGAUGAUUUUGUUAUUCAGGAUAAGGUAAAUUGAAACUAUUCAUAGUACAUGUAAGGUUUAUAUUCGUGGUACGCUGAAGCAAAGCUUGGUUUGUUAAGUGGGCUUGUCAAAGAAAUAAGAAUGAAUGGGGGAAUUGGAAAGAAUUGGCUUUUGGGCAGUAAUGUAAGGUUUUUAAGGCAUCGCUUUAAAGUUAUGUUUAGCCUUCUCUUACUGUGUCUGUCCUACAGUAUGUCUUGCCAGAUUUGAGCCCAACGAAAAUAAUUAUAUAUAAUUUAAUAGAACGAUUCGUGUUAAUUUACUUGCUUUCAUAACUAAAUUGUUAUAGCAUUUCAAAAGACAAGCGAGGCUAAAUAAUGCAAUCAAAGAAUAUAACAUAAGAUUUUUGCAUGUCUAAACUUUGGUUGCUGGGAACAAGACAAAACUUAUUUUAAAAUUGAAAAAAUUAUAUUAGACUGGUAUAUAUGACAAUUCAUUUAGAUAUUAAGUGGUUUGUAUAAGUGUUGACAUUAUUAUUUAAUUCAAAUCUGUAAUUGCACUUGCAUAACCUUAUGACAUUGACUAAUUCGUCGUUAUUCUUUAGUAAAACAGGGUCGUGUUUUAUAAGAACGAAAGAAGGCCACAUUACUAAGGCAUGGUUAUUUUUAUUAGUGACCAAUCCUACAACAUAGAAAACCCCCUAAUAGAUAACAGAUGUGGAAUUUGUUCUUAUUCACCAAGUUCUGGAGAUUCAAUUUGUUUUUUGUUUCAAUAUCAAAUAACUGUAUAGCUGGGCUCGAUCUCGGUGCCGUAUUAUAAUGUUGGUCCGCGUAAGUUAGCUUAUAUACAAAAUCUAUUUGGAGGUUAUCUAUGUCCUAUAAAUACUGCCUCUGUCUUACGGUCAAAAAGACUCGUACCGGCUAAAGUAGGGGAAUACUUCGUCAUUACCUAUAGCCGAGGCCAGACUGUAACUCUUGCUAGCUUAACCUUUGCCUUAAGUUAUGGGAACAGCUGAUUUAAAAAGCUUAAAAAGACAAAAUAUUAAAGACAGCUACUAAAAUGUGAUUCUCAAGCCCCUGUUAAUAUUCAUAGUGUUCUUUUCAACACUUCUUCACAUGUACCUUAAUUUUGUUAAUUAAUAUUUAUUUAUUACGUUUGAAAUAUUGAGAGGGAAUAAUAUAAUCAUAGAAGGCAUAAUAUUACAGUAGGUUAUUUAACACUUAGUUAACGUUAGUUUUAAUAUGUUCACUGUAUCAUGGUUGUUGGUUGUCGAACGUAUUAACUCUCAGAUUAGUAUUAACACUGGAUCACUGGUAAUUGAUAUAGGACCUGGGUCCCAAUCCUGCUAUCUUCAAUGCCUGGAUCCUGAUCCUGAAUGAAUGGAAAUAGAAUUGAAAUGUCACCGUACGUAUUCUCCACAGCAUUUUUCAAACACAAUAAUUCGAUAUUCAGUACGGGGCGGAACAAUGAAUUUCUAAUUUUAGUAGUAGCAAAAUGCUUAGCAGAAAACGAAUAGUGUCAAAUUGAAUCCAAUUGCCAUUCCCUCAUCGGCCAUUGUGAAUAUCAGAAUUGGGGCUCUGGUAUUUUACUCGAGUUGAGGAGGUUUCAUUCUGAAUGUACGCAGCAACUAGCAACUUCUACUGUAGAAGUAAUCUGUAUGUUUAAAUGUGAUUGUUGACUAAAAUUGACUUUUGACUAGCAUUCCAAUUGUUAACUAGCGUUGACACAUAACAACUUCGUACCAAACUUAAAUGUGUGACAAUGAAUUGAAUACUGAAACGCCAUAUUUAAUUCGCUUAAAAACUACGAAAGUUAUUAUAAACGAACCAUAUUAUAAAGACCUCCGUCUUGUCCUUAAGAAGAAGAGCCAUUCCGAUAAAUAUGGGCAAGUAAACCGGUAUCAAAUAAUUAUUAAUCCACCUCACGCAAGUUAUCAUAAUGUAGUGAGUCGUCUUAAAGUGGUAUUUCAGUAUUCGGAGCUAAUAUAAACUUAUAAGGAACACAUAGUUAAUAUCGACUACUUACUCAAUAUAUAAACACGUAUAAUAAAUAAUGCAAGACACAACUCUACGGUUAGUAUUUAACAGUAAUAUUUAUUUCACUUUUAGUUAAACACUGACUUCACUGCCAUUUUACAAAUAACCCACUGAUUUUUUACAUUUGUACCACAAACAUCAUUCACAAAUUUCAUUAUGAUAUACAAUCGGCUGAUAAGGCAGUAUUAAAGGUUAUAAUAUAAAUUUAUUUCUACAUUAGAGGGAAACUUACAUGUUAAAGUUAUUUAGAUUAAAAUUUAUACAAGAAAUAUAAGAGAUUUUUAAUAUUUAAAAGAAAUUCGCAAUCUCUGAUUGAAAGAAACAGUGAGAAAAUACUGCUAGGUCUUUAAGUGGGACUAUCUUUGUGGAAGUGAGAUGUAGCUUCUUUGAAAUUCUCUGUCUCGCUUUCUCAAUAGUCCUGCUAAGGGCACGUAGUUUUAACUAUGUAAAAAUUAAAUUACAUUAAACCAACGUCAAAGUACAUUUUCCACGUGUUGUUAGUAUUUUUUUCACGAAUAUUAUCUUUAUAUUUUACACAUAGUUUUGCAAUAUACACUUACAAAAACAGUAAAAAUACUAGGCCUUUUUAAGAUUAAAAGAUGUUGCUUAUUAAAUUGUGUGUUUAUGUGUUUUAAAAACUAAAUUAGACUGCAUUUAAGUCUAAUGAGAUUUAUUUAGUAUACAAUUGUAAAGGUAAUGAUUAACUUUAGCCGAUACCGACGAGAUCCAUUUUCCUACGUACUCACGCUUAUUCGAGAAUUGAUUCUGAAUAUUUACAAGGUUUUCCUACUCUCCACUUGGUAUAACAAGUUGUGUUGUAAGGACUAUAAAAUAUGCCUAUCCAAUAAUCACGUACCAAAAAUAAUUAUUUUUAAUAUUUACGACAAAAGUUAUAAAGGCCCACUAUAUUCUUAAGAAUUUUCUAUUAGCUAGGAAGCCAAUGCAUUCUGGCGAUUUAAUUCGCAUUGCCCUUGCAAUGUGCGCUCCACGGCCUGUAACACACGAUUCAACUCUAAAAGGCUGUGACAUUAUUGCUCUCUUACUGGAGUACAAAUUGAAUAUGGACCUUCAGGUGUUUGGUGUAGGGCUCACAUUUCAGUGAUUUAUUUUAUUAAGAGUUACUUUAGAGUCGACCAUGUGCGCUAUGGUUGUUAUUGGUAUUUGUAAAAGUUGAAAACGAGAUGCCUUGUGUAUUGAGCUUUAUUUUUUAUUUCAUCGGGUGUGUACUAGUUUUGAAUCUUUACGCUUUAAUAUUGUUUUUGAUAUAAUUUUAUAACGAUGUCCUUGUAAUUGUGACAAGAAUUGCGAACAAAGGGGGAUAUUUUUUUUUAUUGAUCAUGGAAGUCAGGUUAGUCACAAUACAAUGGAUCUCUUACAUGCUAAGUACUAGUCAUUUUUAACAACGCAUUGUCAUUUUUAUUAGUUGCGGUCAGUGCAAAUAAUUUUAGCUUCGCGUUACACUACACUAAUGUGUUCACAGAACAUUCAUUUUCAUUUUUAUCUAUCUGUGGCGAGGGUUGAGGAUUAAUCAAUUAAGUUUUACUGAAUUUUGUUAAACUUGUACACUCGAAAUUUAAAGUCCACUUAUGGAAAGGAGGAAAUAGAUUAAAAAAAAUCUGAACUGCUAUAAGACUAGUGACCAAUUAAUGAGAUCAGAUAGAGGCUUUUAAGAUUGAAAGUAGAUCACAGCGUACAGUAAAACUUGAUUGACUAAUUUAUGGAUAAUGUUGUAUUUAGUAUAACAAAUGUAUUAACAUAAGAUUAUUCAAUAAAAUUAUGUAAAAUCUUUUGGUGUCUUCACAAAGUCUUGAAGAAACAGCUACUGCUUACGCGAUUUUAAUUCUUACUUCAAUUUUCAUAGCAUUAACUGCUGAAAUGAGACAUUUGCACGUACUAACUUAAUGAUUUUGGUUUUUAGGGUCAUAGGUUUAAUUAAAAAUCCGUUUUUGUAUAUAAAAUAAUCAUAUUUCUUUAAGCUAUUUUGGUCCUUGCAUUGAAUCGGCUGAUGCAUAUUUAAUGUAUUUCGAAUUACCAGUUUUCACAUUAUGAGCUACGUCUACUUAACACGUUUUGAGUAAGUAAGCAUAGCACUUGUAUAUUUUAGGAAUGUUUGUGAAGUCACCAUCGGAUUCCAAAGAUACUUGCCGUCCUGUGUAUUUUUCUCACUGCGUACCCAUCUUAUUUGUUGUCCAUUACGUUAUAGCCUGUAUUUAUUAUGUUUUAUAAAAACAAUUUUAA
Messenger RNA from Trichoplusia ni (cabbage looper), 7229 nucleotides. It is a transcript of the gene Cep97, whose product is annotated as centrosomal protein of 97 kDa. The record is from RefSeq and is a predicted model, not a curated record. The coding region runs from base 451 to 2703 and encodes 750 amino acids. Lineage: Eukaryota; Metazoa; Arthropoda; Insecta; Lepidoptera; Noctuidae. Gene Ontology annotation, molecular function: protein binding. The transcript is spliced from 15 exons.